Messenger RNA from Amblyraja radiata (thorny skate), 2374 nucleotides. RefSeq names its product cyclin dependent kinase 4 (gene cdk4). Gene Ontology annotation, molecular function: cyclin-dependent protein serine/threonine kinase activity; cyclin binding; ATP binding. NCBI's taxonomy places the organism in Eukaryota, Metazoa, Chordata, Chondrichthyes, Rajiformes, Rajidae. Bases 352 to 1260 code for a protein of 302 amino acids. Gene Ontology annotation, biological process: G1/S transition of mitotic cell cycle; signal transduction; regulation of gene expression. The transcript is spliced from 8 exons. Gene Ontology annotation, cellular component: cytoplasm; cyclin-dependent protein kinase holoenzyme complex; nucleus. The record is from RefSeq and is a predicted model, not a curated record.
GCUGCAAUCUACCAAUAGAGGCAUGCAGAAAGGAGUCAAUCAUGGCAGCGGAAGGACAAUGCACUGUGAAUGACUUCAUGUCCUAACUUGUAAACUGGUCAUUUCAGCUGGAGUUUUUAACGUCUUAUUUAACUUUAAAAUAUAUAUAUAUAAUAUCAAUUUUAAAUAUUUAUCUACUGCAGCUCGUCAUUGAGACUAUCAAUUGCAGACGGUCCCAGAGUCGGUGAAGGAUCAUGACUUUGUUUGGUGUUUGAUUUACUCUCUCGGAAAUCCUGGGAUCUCCAUUGAAAAUUUCGUGAGCACUGCGCAAGUCGGCCGGCCGGUCCGAGGCUGUUGAGGAGGCGCUGCGUAAUGGAGCAGUGUCCCGUGACCCAGUACGAGCCCGUGGCGGAGAUCGGGGGAGGAGCCUACGGCACCGUCUACAAGGCCCGAGACUCGCGGAGCGGCAAGUUUGUGGCUCUCAAAAACGUGAGGGUUCACCGGGACGAAGAGGGCCUACCCGCCUCCACGGUCAGGGAGGUGGCUCUGCUCAAACGGCUCGGACGCUUUGACCACCCCAACAUUGUCAGGUUGUACGACGUGUGCGCAACCACGAGGGCGGACCGAGAAGCCAAAGUCACUCUGGUGUUUGAGCACGUUGACCAGGAUCUGAAAACCUACCUGGAGAAGGCCCCGUCGCCUGGACUACCAGCCGAGACUGUGAAGGAUCUCAUGAGGCAGCUGCUGAACGGCCUGGUGUUUCUGCAUUCCCACGGCGUAGUGCACCGCGAUCUGAAGCCCGAGAACAUCCUGGUGACCAGCCGAGGCCAGGUGAAGCUGGCUGACUUCGGCCUGGCUCGCAUCUACAGCUGCCAAAUGGCACUGACUCCAGUGGUGGUGACGCUGUGGUACCGUGCCCCAGAAGUACUCCUGCAAUCUACCUAUGCCACCCCCGUCGACAUGUGGAGCACUGGCUGCAUCUUUGCUGAGAUGUUUUGCAGAAGGCCCUUGUUUUGUGGGAAAUCAGAAGUUGACCAAUUAGGAAAGAUUUUUGACAUGACAGGGCUCCCAGCAGAGGAGGACUGGCCAGAGGAUGUGACCCUGCCACGAAGUGCCUUCACCAACCGGCCUCCACAGUUGGUUACGAACUUUAUACCCGAAAUCGAUGACUUGGGAGCAAGCCUGCUGCUGGAACUGCUGACAUUCAGCCCGAUGAAAAGAAUCUCUGCCUUCAAGGCCCUGGAACAUCCUUAUUUCCUCGGUCAAAGCCCGGAGGUUUAAGACGACCCAUUGUGACCUGUGGAAAGUAAACUGUAAACAGCUUUGCCUGCUUAUCCACACUGGGGUACCACAGCAGUGCGCAGCUGCCUUACGGAUGUGUGCUGCAGGAAGGGGAUUUGGGUGGGGGGGGGGGGUAGGGGGGACGAUGUGUGUAAGGUGAGAACAAAAUCGAGCUUUAACCAUCAGAAGAGUUUUCCAGAAUUAGUUCUGUUGAUCUGUGAAGCUGGUUUCCUUGGGCAGAAGCCAGCAGAUGGCAGUGUGGCACUGGUUUGGGGCUUGUGGUCUGUCUGUUUUGCUAUGGCACCGUUUUCUUGAUGUGUCUCGGUUUGUCUGUGUGCCGGUUCUUGCCGUUGCACGAGGGCCGGGAAUUUGGUCAUCUCUACCUCCUUCCCCCUCCUCCCGCGAGAGAGGUAGCCCUGCACCCUUGCCCCAAAUCAUCCAACCAAACCCCUCUAAUUGGGAGGCUGAGGCAUCUGCAAGUAAACUCCUUCAUGGCUAGAGGGAUGGGUGUUUUAAGUGUAACUCUAUACUGCCUGCCACUGGGGCUUUUUAACCCCAGGGAAGGGAAAGUAAUUAAUUUCAUCCUCGUAUCUCCACCCUUCCUUCCAGAUGCACACAACUGUAGCUGUCUGCCAGUGUAUUGAAUUUAAAAGAGCAUUGCCCCAUUUCCUUAAGAUCCUAAUGGACUAACGUCAGCAAAAUGUCUUCUCUGGUGGCGUGUCUAUUGGCUGCGUUCAAGCAACGUGUUCAAUUCUGUGACUGUAGGUUGGUGACCAGACAUAAAAAGUCCAUGACUGUUCUUGCUCUUCCCUAUUUGGUUGUUGUGUUUCUGUGGCGCCUUUCACCCCACUUGCACUUGCCACGAUCUGUGCGUGUGAGACGUCCAGAGUUGUUGCUCUAGAAAAGGCAAGCUUCCACAAGCAGCCAUCAGUUAAUGACCAGAUCAUUUGUUUCUUUCCAUGUCAAUGUUAAUCCCACCCAGCUCUUCAGAAUAAUGUCUGGGCAUUUUAAUUGGCCUGACAGCAACCUUAACCUUGGUGAGAGGGAGGGAGGUUAGUUAUGUAAUGCAGGCUUCCAAAGUGCUGGAGUAACUCACAGCAAGUCAGGCAGCAUC